AUGAAAAGUCUAAUAUACACCAAUAUCGACAGUAUUAGAUUUCCUACGGAUUCCGUACUAGCAAAUUGCUGGAAAGACAUUAUACAGCGGACACGAAAUGACGACCAGUGGAAACCUCACAAGACUUCAGUUGUGUGUUCCAAACAUUUCUCUGAUGAUGAUUUAUAUUUUACAAAAAAGGGAUUUCGACGGCUAAAAAAUGGAUCGGUACCAAGCAAGUGUCUGUUUUUGUCAGCGACAGAAACAGAAUCCUCAACAAAUAUAAAACAAGGCCCAUCCGCUUCCAAUAAGGCGAUUGAUAUUCAAAAUCAAAUUUUUGAACCUAAACCUUCGUGCUCGAAGGAGCCGGUGAGUUAUGAUGAUGAGCCAACGACAGUUUUACAAGAUUUUUCAGACUUGGAAUCGAUAUUUGAUACUCCACGCAAAGUCAAGUUACGGCGUACAUUACGCCGCAAGAUAAAACUGGAACGCAAACAUAAGGCUGUCAUUAAUUCAUUAAGGAAAAAAAACAUUCGUCUGAAAAAGCAGAAUAUCUCUUUCAAAUGUAAUAUCAAGACUUUGAAAAAACAAAGAUUGAUCAAUGAAGAUGUACAUAACGUCCUAGAAGGAAAUUUAUUUGCCGCUGAUUUAUACUCCCAAAUGUCAAAAAAAUAA
Molecule: messenger RNA, 654 nt
Organism: Parnassius apollo (apollo)
Lineage: Eukaryota; Metazoa; Arthropoda; Insecta; Lepidoptera; Papilionidae
Source: the annotation of a GenBank genome assembly